AACGUAUUACUGGGGGUGGGGGUGGGGGUGGGGGAGAAAUGAAAGGCGCGUCCUGUGCUUGCUGCUCCGAGAACGCGGCUGGACGGGCCCCGGUCCCUAGGAGCUCUCCUGCCCCGCACUGAUGCCAUCACCUGGGGACGUGCCCCCGGGCCCUCCCUCCCGGCCUGCUGCUCCGUGCGCCUGGCUCUCUGAGGCGUGUCUACUCCUUAAGGGGCUCCAGCCAGCUGUGGAAACUCGGCACGGGUGUGCGAAGGUGUUCGUGUAACAGUUGCACCUUCUUGUAAGAAGUGGUUCUGUGUAUUUCAGAGCAGAGUGAGGGAGAGCGGGAGAGGCAGCGAGCGAGUGCACGCUUCCGUUGCUGGCUUACCCCGAAAUAGAUGCGACGGCCGGAGCCGUGCCAGGCUGAAGCCAGGAGCUCAGAGCUCCAUCCGGGUCUCCCACAGGCCGGCAGGGACCUGAGCACUGGGCCGUCGUCUGCUGCCUUCCUAGCAGGGACGCGGGUGGGAACUAGGGCUGGGACGGAACCAGCACUUGUUAGGGUGCUGGUGUCAGACGCAGUGGCUUAGCUGCGCCACAGUGCCCGUCCCCGCCGUUGCGUCUCCUGACAGAGGCCAGUGCAAGUGCGGGGCUGAGGGCCGCGCUGUGCGGGGGAGGCCGUGUCCUGUACUGAGGCUGCGUUGGGCACAAGUCCAGACGUCAGUGUCCACUUCUCUGGUGUUGCCUUUUCUCCUCCCCACUGCUGAAAGUCAUCAGAUGUUUUGUUUGAGGUGUUUGUGUUUGUGAUUUGUUAUUAGCAUGCUUUUCUCUUCCACAUUCCAACCAAAACAGACUAAUUGUUUUGACCCUUGUGUGUAUGUGUGUGUAAGAUUUAUUUAUUUAUUUAAAGGCAGAGUGAUGGGGAGGGGAGAGAAAGAUCUUCCAACCACUGGUUGACUCCCCAAAGGCCUACGACAGCCGGUGCUGGGCCAGGCCCAAGCCAGCAACUCCAUCCGGCUCUCCUCUGUCAGUGGCAGGGGCGCGAGCACUUAGGCCACCUUCUGCUGCCUUCCCAGGUGCGUUAGCUGGGAGCUGGGUCCACUGGCCCGACGCGGGUGCCAGCAUUCAGGCGGCAGCGGCACCUGCAUCUGCCACGCACGCGGGGGCCCCUCGACCCCGUGAACUCCUAAUCAUUAGCCUCAGAGAAAUAAACAUGGUCACGAGCGUGCGUGACAGAUGCGUGGCCUGUGACGUGUGGAGAGCCACGGGCAGCCAGCCGUCCGUGUCUCAGCGGGACGCAGUGAACCUGGCUGCCCGCUGCCCGUCGUCAGCUCGGGAGCAGAUUCCGUUGCUACUUCUCUUCUUUGCUUUCUCUUCAAACUGGGAGUAUAGAGAGCUCCCCGUGGCACUGGCCUGUUAGGAUGGAGGCCAGAGAAAGGUCUUGAGUGGACCUCUCUUUGCAGAGGUGGUGUUCUGCACCCGUGUUGGUCGCUCACUCGGGGUGGUGGUGUGCUUAGUGGUUCCUCGCUGGCCACGGCUACCACCCAGGGCCACGGCUCCCUAAGGCGUCUCUGCGGUGGGCUGGGUUCGCAACACUGUGUGACUGUUCCCCAGUCUGAUUGAAACCUUACCCCAUUCACAGUCGCUCGCCUGUUCUUUGCUGUGGUCAGCCCCAGGCCCCCCGACGCACCAGCGGACCCGGCUCUGGAUUCCUGUGACGUCAGGCAGUGGCUCAGGCUCCCUCCUGCUCUGUGUAGCGUGCGCCAGGCCCUGCUGUGCACCCACGUAGCAGUGGCUGGGGUCUGGGUGCUGUCUGAUGCUGCCCUGAGGACCUAGGUCCUGGCUUUCACGUGGCCCUGUGUACUCGGGGCAGAAUCCGGGGUCAUGUGGCCCUGUGUACUCGGGUCUCGGGGCAGAAACCGGGAUCACAUGUCCCUGUGUACUCGGGUCUCGGGGCAGAAUCUGGGGUCACAUGUCCCUGUGUACUCGGGUCUCGGGGCAGAAUCUGGGGUCACGUGGCCCUGUGUACUCGGGGCAGAAUCUGGGGUCACGUGGCCCUGUGUACUCGGGUCUCGGGGCAGAAACCGGGGUCACAUGUCCCUGUGUACUCGGGUCUUGGGGCAGAAUCUGGGGUCACGUGGCCCUGUGUACUCAGGUCUCGGGGCAGAAUCCGGGGUCACGUGGCCCUGUGUACUCAGGUCUCGGGGUAGAAUCUGGGGUCACAUGGCCCUGUGUACUCAGGUCUCAGGGGAGAAUCCGGGGUCACGUGGCCCUGUGUACUCGGGUCUCGGGGCAGAAUCUGGGGUCACGUGGCCCUGUGUACUCGGGUCUCGGGGCAGAAUCUGGGGUCCCGUGGCGGCGCUGGGCUUCACGUCCGAGAAGCUGCCGGCACGUUUUCAGAGAGGCCGCACGUUCCUGGUUCUGCCUCGUGUUCCCGUUGGCCCCUGCGGCCAGGAGCCCCCCUGUGCGGGAGCCUGUGCGUCCUCUUUGGAGAGAUGGGUAUUUAUGCAGCGCUCAUUUGUGUUUCUGCCAUUGAGUUGUGCGCUCUGUGUGUCUCGCCCACCCCUCCUUACCGGGCGCGCAGAUUAUCCGCGCCCUUCCCCGUCCCGAGAGUGACCUUCUCCACGCCCUUCCCCGUCCCGAGAGUGACCUUCUCCACGCCCUUCCCCCUCCCGAGAGUGGCCUUCUCCGCGCCCUUCCCCGUCCCGAGAGUGGCCUUCUCCGUGCCCUUCCCCGUCCCGAGAGUGGCCUUCUCCACGCCCUUCCCCCUCCCGAGAGUGGCCUUCUCCACGCCCUUCCCCGUCCCGAGAGUGACCUUCUCCACGCCCUUCCCCCUCCCGAGAGUGGCCUUCUCCGUGCCCUUCCCCGUCCCGAGAGUGGCCUUCUCCGUGCCCUUCCCCGUCCCGAGAGUGGCCUUCUCCACGCCCUUCCCCCUCCCGAGAGUGGCCUUCACGCCCUUCCCCGUCCCGAGAGUGACCUUCUCCACGCCCUUCCCCCUCCCGAGAGUGGCCUUCUCCGCGCCCUUCCCCGUCCCGAGAGUGGCCUUCUCCGCGCCCUUCCCCGUCCCGAGAGUGGCCUUCUCCGCGCCCUUCCCCCUCCCGAGAGUGGCCUUCUCCACGCCCUUCCCCCUCCCGAGAGUGGCCUUCUCCACGCCCUUCCCCGUCCCGAGAGUGACCUUCUCCACGCCCUUCCCCCUCCCGAGAGUGGCCUUCUCCGCGCCCUUCCCCGUCCCGAGAGUGGCCUUCUCCGCGCCCUUCCCCCUCCCGAGAGUGGCCUUCUCCACGCCCUUCCCCCUCCCGAGAGUGACCUUCUCCACGCCCUUCCCCCUCCCGAGAGUGGCCUUCUCCGUGCCCUUCCCCGUCCCGAGAGUGGCCUUCUCCGCGCCCUUCCCCGUCCCGAGAGUGGCCUUCUCCACGCCCUUCCCCCUCCCGAGAGUGGCCUUCUCUGCACCCUUCCCCGUCCCGAGAGUGACCUUCUCUGCGCCCUUCCCCCUCCCGGGAGUGGCCUUCUCCACGCCCUUCCCCCUCCCGAGAGUGACCUUCUCCACGCCCUUCCCCGUCCCGAGAGUGGCCUUCUCCGUGCCCUUCCCCGUCCCGAGAGUGGCCUUCUCCACGCCCUUCCCCCUCCCGAGAGUGGCCUUCUCCACGCCCUUCCCCGUCCCGAGAGUGACCUUCUCCACGCCCUUCCCCCUCCCGAGAGUGGCCUUCUCCGUGCCCUUCCCCGUCCCGAGAGUGGCCUUCUCCGCGCCCUUCCCCGUCCCGAGAGUGACCUUCUCCACGCCCUUCCCCCUCCCGAGAGUGGCCUUCUCCGUGCCCUUCCCCGUCCCGAGAGUGGCCUUCUCCGCGCCCUUCCCCCUCCCGAGAGUGGCCUUCUCCACGCCCUUCCCCGUCCCGAGAGUGACCUUCUCCGCGCCCUUCCCCCUCCCGAGAGUGGCCUUCUCCGUGCCCUUCCCCGUCCCGAGUGUGGCCUUCUCCGUGCCCUUCCCCCUCCCGAGAGUGACCUUCUCCACGCCCUUCCCCCUCCCGAGAGUGGCCUUCUCCGUGCCCUUCCCCGUCCCGAGAGUGGCCUUCUCCGCGCCCUUCCCCCUCCCGAGAGUGGCCUUCUCCACGCCCUUCCCCGUCCCGAGAGUGACCUUCUCCGUGCCCUUCCCCCUCCCGAGAGUGGCCUUCUCCGUGCCCUUCCCCGUCCCGAGAGUGGCCUUCUCCGCGCCCUUCCCCCUCCCGAGAGUGGCCUUCUCCACGCCCUUCCCCCUCCCGAGAGUGGCCUUCUCCACGCCCUUCCCCCUCCCGAGAGUGGCCUUCUCCACGCCCUUCCCCCUCCCGAGAGUGGCCUUCUCCACGCCCUUCCCCCUCCCGAGAGUGGCCUUCUCCGUGCCCUUCCCCGUCCUGAGAGUGGCCUUCUCCACGCCCUUCCCCCUCCCGAGAGUGACCUUCUCCACGCCCUUCCCCCUCCCGAGAGUGGCCUUCUCCGUGCCCUUCCCCGUCCUGAGAGUGACCUUCUCCGUGCCCUUCCCCGUCCCGAGAGUGGCCUUCUCCACGCCCUUCCCCCUCCCGAGAGUGACCUUCUCCGCGCCCUUCCCCCUCCCGAGAGUGACCUUCUCCGCGCCCUUCCCCCUCCCGAGAGUGACCUUCUCCGCGCCCUUCCCCCUCCCGAGAGUGACCUUCUCCGUGCCCUUCCCCGUCCCGAGAGUGACCUUCUCCGCGCCCUUCCCCCUCCCGAGAGUGGCCUUCUCCGCGCCCUUCCCCCUCCCGAGAGUGACCUUCUCCACGCCCUUCCCCCUCCCGAGAGUGGCCUUCUCCACGCCCUUCCCCCUCCCGAGAGUGACCUUCUCCGCGCCCUUCCCCCUCCCGAGAGUGGCCUUCUCCGCGCCCUUCCCCCUCCCGAGAGUGACCUUCUCCACGCCCUUCCCCCUCCCGAGAGUGACCUUCUCCGCGCCCUUCCCCCUCCCGAGAGUGACCUUCUCCGCGCCCUUCCCCCUCCCGAGAGUGGCCUUCUCCGUGCCCUUCCCCGUCCCGAGAGUGACCUUCUCCGCGCCCUUCCCCCUCCCGAGAGUGGCCUUCUCCGUGCCCUUCCCCCUCCCGAGAGUGACCUUCUCCGUGCCCUUCCCCCUCCCGAGAGUGGCCUUCUCCGCGCCCUUCCCCCUCCCGAGAGUGGCCUUCUCCGCGCCCUUCCCCCUCCCGAGAGUGGCCUUCUCCACGCCCUUCCCCCUCCCGAGAGUGACCUUCUCCGCGCCCUUCCCCGUCCCGAGAGUGGCCGUGGCCUUCUCACUUCCUCGCUGCUGCCCCUGCAGCGCAGAGCUGUCCGUGUUGCUGAGCUCGGACGCGUCGCUGGACUUCGGAGUCCAGGUCUCGGAAAUCGCGCGUGACUCCAGCGGGGAGACCCCCUCCUGUGCUUGCUUCUGCGCGUUCACAGUCUCGCUCCUCCACCGAUGUCUGUGACUGCUUCGCUCUGGGUUCUGAGUGUGGUGCGUGGUCGGGGCCCACAGUCGCUCUCCACGUGCCUCCUCCGUGGCCACAGCGCUGUUUGCUGAAGGGACUGUCCCUCCCCCUCUGAUGGCCUUGGCACCCUCGUGGGACGUCCUGGGCCCUGCACUGGCCCGGAAUAUCUGAGCUCGCUUCUGAAGACCCUGCAGCCGUCUCUGGCCAUCUCCGCGCCCCGCGCCUCUGGCUCCCCUGUUCCACUCUUCCCCGCCGGGCUCGGAGCAUCCCCGUUCUUCCCCACACUGGGCCCCUUGGUCUGACAGCCACUGCUGCCUGCCCCGAUGGCUGCACGUGUCGGCCCGCCUUGGCCCUGUGGUCACAGCCCCUGUGGAGGUUGGUGGGCGUUUGCUGCAGCUCUGCGGGGGUUGAUUGGGAUCCGAGGCCUGCCUGGAGCCUGGGUGGCGCUGGGAGAACGCCGUGGCCUGGUCCGUCGGGCUGGCCACAGGGGCUGAGCACAGACGCCUUUUCAUCCUCAGGGCCCCCUUCGCGAUCUUACGGUUCCGACAGAACCGUCUCCUGAACCGAGUCGUGCUGCGGCUUGUGGGCGCCAGGGUACCCAGGGGGAGAAUGCGUAACUCCAGAAGCGAGACGCCGGCAUGCGGGGGUGGGCAGGGGCGUCGUGGGCCGUGAGGGAACCUCGCCGUGCCAGCUGCGCGGGGGCUGCAGGAGCACCUGGCAGAGGGCGUGGGAGUGGGCGUGGCUGGAACCGGGGAUCUGUUAAGGUCGCUACUUGUAACGGCAUUGUGGUUUGGUAAGCAAGUGUCUGUCUCUGAGUGGUGCGGUGAGGCAGCCGCUCCAGGAGUUCGCUCAGAAUAUUCCUCCCAUACAGAAACGUGGCCUGGCGGGAGCGCUGGGGGGAGCAGCAGUCGGUUCUCCCUGAAUCUGGGGGUGGCUGUGGGCGCUCACACGCGCUCCUUUCUGCUUGGGCGUGGGAGUAGCCUGGAUGUCCGAGGUGAGGUGCGGGGGCCUGCAGUGGGGCUCCCCGCCAGGACGGCUGGGCCGGCCCACGCGCCCUCCCGAGGUCAUGACCGAACUUCUCUCUCCCUGCC
Messenger RNA from Oryctolagus cuniculus (rabbit), 6505 nucleotides. The record is from RefSeq and is a predicted model, not a curated record. NCBI's taxonomy places the organism in Eukaryota, Metazoa, Chordata, Mammalia, Lagomorpha, Leporidae.